AAAGAAGAAGAAGAAGAAAGAUCUCAAAACCGAGUAUUCUUCUUCUUCUUCCUCCUAAACAUAUUUUUGUUGUUUUUCAAAUUGGAGGAGCUACACCAUGAAAUCGACUCACCAUCAUAGAGCUCCACUAAUUUCUGCUUCUUCCUCAUCUUCCUCUUCUUCUUCAAACCACUCUCUCGUCUCUAGGCUCCUCCUUCUUCUUACAUUACUUCCAGUUUCCCUUGCCUGUCUCGCCUUUAUCCUCCAAUGGCGAGGCGGUGGUCUCGCCGAUCCUGCCUCUGCUUCUGUUCGUUCCUCUACCUCGGUUCCUGGCGGCUCCGAUCUCAAUCACGAGGUGUUUCCCGGCAUGGAGACUGUUUCAUCUGUCUCCCCUAAGGCUCACCAAUCUUCCUCCGACUGCUCCAAUCUAGCUCGCAGCUCUUCUCCUUCCUUCCCUUACUAUGGUGAUUGGAAGUUUGGUGUUGAUACUAGUUUGAAGCCUAAGAUAUGUAUUACGACUAGUACAUCAGCUGGAUUGGAUCAGAUUCUACCAUGGAUGUUCUACCAUAAGGUUCUCGGUGUCUCCACAUUUUUCCUUUUUGUAGAAGGGAAAGCUGCUACUCCGAGUAUUUCAAAAGUGCUGGAGUCUAUUCCUGGGGUUAAAGUAAUUUACAGGACAAAAGAGCUUGAGGAGAAGCAGGCAAAGAGCCGGAUUUGGAAUGAGACGUGGCUCUCAUCUUUCUUUUAUAAGCCCUGCAAUUAUGAGUUAUUUGUCAAACAAUCUCUCAACAUGGAAAUGGCUAUUGUCAUGGCAAGAGAUGCGGGCAUGGAUUGGAUACUUCAUCUUGACACAGAUGAGCUAAUAUACCCAGCAGGUGCUCGUGAGUACUCAUUAAGACGGUUGCUGCUUGAUGUUCCUCCAAAUGUGGAUAUGGUUAUAUUUCCAAAUUAUGAAAGCAGCGUAGAACGGGAUGAUAUCAAGGAUCCUUUUACAGAGGUGUCAAUGUUCAAGAAGAAUUACGAUCAUCUUCCAAAAGAUACAUAUUUUGGAAUGUACAAAGAAGCAACACGAAAUAACCCAAAUUACUUUUUGACUUAUGGUAACGGCAAAUCGGUUGCUCGGAUUCAAGAUCACCUCCGUCCAAAUGGAGCUCACAGAUGGCAUAAUUACAUGAAAACUCCCAAUGAGAUCAAAUUGGAGGAGGCUGCUGUCCUACACUACACAUAUGCAAAAUUUUCGGACUUGACAUCCAGGCGUGAUCGAUGUGGCUGCAAGCCUACAAAAGAAGAUGUGAAAAGAUGCUUUAUGUUGGACUUUGACAGAUCUGCAUUUAUAAUUGCGUCAACAGCAACUGAAGAAGAAAUGUUAAGCUGGUAUCGUGAACACGUUGUAUGGGGCGACAAAGAGGUGAAAACAAAACUCCUUAGGAAGGGUAUUCUAACUCGCAUAUAUUCACCAAUGGUUGUUAUACAAGCAUUAAAAGAAUCUGGUGUCUUCACUUCAGUUGUCUCAUCAGUUUCAACAAAUCUUUCAAAGAAAAAUUUCUUAUCAUCAAUUCACAAAAGCAACUCAUCGAGGUCUACUGCAUCUGGGUCCCUUCCAGCAAUGGAAAACAAGUCUGAGGGCAUCUCUGCAAGGCACCUUCUUGGGGCUGAAUCAGCAGUCCCUCCUUUAUCCCCACCUGGGAUGGAACACGCUAGAUUUGUCACAGGGGAAUAGCAGAUUUUAACACCAAGCUGAUGGAUUCCCUAUUACUGAUAUUGAUACUGGGGGCAAUAUGAGUGAUGUGUAGCUUUAGGAAGCCAAGUAAAGUGAGACAAAGAAGAGGUGAAAAAAGCAGGCUUGUGUGAUUCUUCCCGAGCAUCUUGAGAGACAUAGUUUCUCUUAUCUCAGAUUACUCUCCUGCACCUUAUGAUAGAUGAGUUUGCAGCAUAUUUCUUUUGCCAUUGUUAAUUCUAUGUAAGUUUAUUACCAUGUACAGAACUUCAAAGCUCCAGGCUUAGACCCAUCUUUUUCUACUUACAUUACCAUAUAUCAUCUCAUGUUAUGGCCUCUGUAUGAGCAAGAUUAAUAUCAAACGUAUUUUAGUUCAAAUUUAA
This is a messenger RNA of Capsella rubella, 2079 nucleotides long. RefSeq names its product glycosyltransferase-like KOBITO 1. Bases 98 to 1699 code for a protein of 533 amino acids. The transcript is spliced from 11 exons. The record is from RefSeq and is a predicted model, not a curated record. Gene Ontology annotation, biological process: response to abscisic acid; cellulose biosynthetic process. Lineage: Eukaryota; Viridiplantae; Streptophyta; Magnoliopsida; Brassicales; Brassicaceae.